Molecule: messenger RNA, 1113 nt
Organism: Stomoxys calcitrans (stable fly)
Lineage: Eukaryota; Metazoa; Arthropoda; Insecta; Diptera; Muscidae
Product: hatching enzyme 1.2-like
Exons: 2
Coding region: 1-1113 (370 amino acids)
Biological process (GO): proteolysis
Molecular function (GO): metalloendopeptidase activity; zinc ion binding
Source: RefSeq, a predicted model, not a curated record
AUGAAUUUCCUCAAGUUGUUGCCCAUAAUUAUUCUUAAAGUAAAUCUAUACCAAAGUAGACCCAUAGAUCUAAGUGUGACCGAAAACACCGUUGAUGGCUUAGGUAGCACCAACAACAAUUUGAUAAGUUCCCAUUUUGAAGGAUUGCCAGUCCAAGUGCAGGAACUCAACAACGAUGCCAUGGAAUCGGAGGCAGAAAAAUCAUCAGAUCAUCCCAAUUACUUUGAUUUAAGUAUUUAUGGCAGCGCUCUAUAUCGUAGACCAGAUGAGCACACUGCCCAGCUACUGCAAUCCUACGAGGCCGAUACUUCUCCUGUCAAUCCUGAAGAGUUGGGACCCUAUGUCGAGGGUGAUUUGAUAAUACCCCAAUCUUCGGUUAUUUUGAAAAAUGGUCUCACCUCCACAACUACCCGUUGGCCCAAGGGCAUAGUACCCUAUGAAAUCGGAGGAGAUUUUCUACGCCAAGAGCUUAAAGUUAUUGCCAAUGCCAUUAAUGAGUAUCACCGCAAGACGUGCAUACGUUUUGUGCCUCGUACCUCGGAAACGGAUUAUAUAUCCAUAGUAAAUGGUCCCUCUGGGUGUUGGUCGUCCAUAGGUCGUGUGGGCGGCAGACAGGAGGUAAAUUUACAAACACCUGGCUGCCUAAGUAAACCGGGCACUGCCAUGCAUGAACUUAUGCAUGUUAUGGGCUUCCUACAUGAACAGAAUCGCCAGGAGCGUGAUGCAUUUGUGCACAUUCAGUAUAGGAAUAUAAAACAAUCGGCCUAUGAUAAUUUCAAAAAGGUUUCGCCCACAAUUUCAUUUGGUGUACCCUAUGAUUAUGGCAGUGUGAUGCAUUAUUCUUCGAAGGCAUUUACCCAGAAUGGAGAACCAACUAUAGUGGCUAAGCAACCGGAUGGCAACGAGGUCAUGGGACAACGUGAUGGAUUUUCAGCACUGGACAUUGAAAAAAUCAAUCGCAUGUACAAUUGUUAUGACAAGCCCAAGGCCGAUAUACCUCCUCCUGUUGAUCUGACGGAUAUUGUUGCAGCUGCGCCCUCUUUUCGACCUGAACGAGUUAUUGGAGAUUUUCUACAAAAUGUAUUUUCACGGCUGAAACGAGUGGGAAAGUAG